AUGUCGGAACACCCCGCAUUCACUAUGGCCGGCCUCUGCUCCAUCGGCGGCCUGAUCGGGUUCGCCAAGACCCGAUCCAUCCCUUCCCUCGUCGCUGGCGUAGGUGUGGGCGCGCUCUACGCUCUCGCUGCUACUCGCAUCAAGAACGGAGGCGACUACGGUUACGAAAUCGCAACAGGAGCUAGUGCCCUGCUGAUGGGUAGCUCGGCUCCUAGAUUCCGCAAGGGACCGGUGCCGAUGGGUUUGACGCUCACCUCGGCUCUUGCGCUUGCGUACUAUGGAAAAAAGGUGUACGACUUCCGACAGUGA
Molecule: messenger RNA, 309 nt
Organism: Mycosarcoma maydis (corn smut)
Lineage: Eukaryota; Fungi; Basidiomycota; Ustilaginomycetes; Ustilaginales
Exons: 2
Coding region: 1-309 (102 amino acids)
Cellular component (GO): membrane
Source: RefSeq, a predicted model, not a curated record